Messenger RNA from Aaosphaeria arxii CBS 175.79, 1860 nucleotides. Its product is annotated as putative sugar transporter. Bases 135 to 1739 code for a protein of 534 amino acids. Gene Ontology annotation, biological process: transmembrane transport; carbohydrate transport. The transcript is spliced from 3 exons. Lineage: Eukaryota; Fungi; Ascomycota; Dothideomycetes; Pleosporales. The record is from RefSeq and is a predicted model, not a curated record. Gene Ontology annotation, cellular component: membrane. Gene Ontology annotation, molecular function: carbohydrate:proton symporter activity.
CUCUGAUAAAAAAAUAUGUACAUAUAGACGUCCCUCAGUCGCCUUCAUGGUUUUUUGUUCAGCAGCAUCGCACAGCUCAAGCUCAAGACAACAAUCCCAACUCUAGCAAGCAGCCAACUGCAAUCACAGCAACCAUGUCUCUCAACAAGGGUGAUGUCGAGGUGGACCACAAGGCCGAAAUCGUCGAAGUGAAGACCCUCAAGGGUAGCGAGGCUUUCCACGAGGCCAACACUUUGGAGCCAUUGCCCCGAUUCCAUGCGCGAACCAUCGCCUUGGCCGGAUGCCUUCUCCUCGGUUUCUUCUGCCAGACCGUGAACGGUUUCGAUGGUAGCUUGUUCGGUGGUCUUACUGCCAACAAGACUUUCCUCAACUUCUUCCAUGGAGAGUCCGAGGGUGUUUGGGCCGCUUUGACCUCUGCUAUGUACCAGAUCGGUGCUGUCGUCGCUCUUCCUUUCGCCGGUCCCAUCAUCGAUAGCUUCGGUCGCCGCAUGGGUAUGAUGACCGGUGCCGUUCUCAUUGUCGUCGGUACCAUCAUCAACGGCCUUACCAUGACCAACGGACACAACGGUCAAUUGAAGGGUGGUCGUUUCGUUCUCGGUUUCGGUGUCACCAUCGUCUCCGCCGCUGGUCCCAUCUACGUCGUCGAGACUGCUCACCCCGCCAUGCGCUCCGUCAUCACCGCCUACUGCAACACUUUCUGGUUCGUCGGAUCCAUCCUCGCCUCCGGUGCCGUUCGUGGCGGUCUUAACCUCACUGGCAACAUCUCCUGGGCUCUCCCCGUCUGGCUACAGCUCGUCUUCCCCGCCCUCAUCAUCAUCUUCAUCUGGUUCGCCCCCGAGUCUCCUCGCUGGCUCUACGUCCACGGAAAGCAGACUCAGGCCAAGGAGGUCUUGACCCAGUGGCACGGAUACGGAAACGCUGACUCUGCCUGGGUCAAGCUUCAGCUCGCUGAGUACGAGGAGUUCCUCGAGCUCGAUGGUGCCGAUAAGCGCUGGUGGGAUUACUCCGCACUCUUCAAGACCCGCGCCAGCCGCUACCGCCUCACCUGCAACGUCGUCUUCUCCAUCUUCGCCCAGUGGGCCGGUAACGGUGUGCUCACCUACUUCUUGCCCGCUGUCCUCAAGACCGCCGGUUACACUAAGGACGUCGAGCAGGCCGACAUCAACCUCGGAUACGCUUGCUUCCAGUUCGCCUUCGCCCUCAUCGGUGCCGCUUUCGUCGAGAAGAUUGGCCGUCGCCCCAUGUUCUUGUUCUCCAUGUCCGCCUGCACCAUCGUCUGGGUCGGAAUGACCAUCGCCUCCUCCCAGUUCGCCGCCAGCGACAACACCAACAGCAGCGCCGCCAAGGCCAUGGUCGCCAUGAUCUUCCUCUUCGGCAUGGUCUACUCCAUCGGUCUCACUCCCCUCCAGGCUCUCUACCCCGUCGAGGUCCUCUCCUUCGAGAUGCGCGCCAAGGGUAUGGCCUUCUCCGCCCUCGCUGUCAACGCCGGUGGUCUCCUCAACCAGUUCGCGUGGCCCAUCUCCCUCAAGGAGAUCGGCUGGAAGACCUACAUCGUCUUCACCGUCUGGGACGCCAUCCAGGUCGUUGUCUUCUACUUCCUCCUUCCCGAGACCAAGAAGCGCACUCUCGAGGAGCUCGAUGUUGUCUUCGAGGCCAAGAACCCCGUCAAGGAGUCUCUCCAGAAGAAGAAGAUCGACUUCAGCGCCGAGGGCCAGGUCCUUGGUGUCGAGAAGUUGUAAAUUGUUCGAAACCCUUAUGCCUGAAGUCCUGUGAUCGGUUUCUGGGAAACCAGCUCUACCCACCGUAUUUGAGAGUCUUGUUCAUAAUAGCCAAAUCGUGCAAUUUCCAGAGCUAUCAUGG